UUUGAACGGCGGGGGGUGUGGGUGCGCCGGCCGGCCGACUGUCUGGUGCAGGAUCGCGAGACGCCUCGACCAGCGGUUGUAUGCCAGGAUCAGUAUGCUCAGUCCGAGCGCUUACAAGAUCCCUUUCGCCAUGCCGCCGAUGCCAAACUUAGGAAAACUCAGCCCGGACAAGGAGAAACCAGCAGAGCCGGCGCCCCGUCAGAUGCCGUUCGCCCAGGCCUACUCGGUGGGCCGGGUGCUGGGCAAGGGCGGCUUCGGCACGGUUUACGCCGGCAUCCGGAACCGUGACCGGCUGCCUGUGGCCAUCAAGCACGUGCUCAAGAGGAACGUCGGCAGCUGGGGAAUGCUCAACUACCAGCGCGUACCGCUGGAGAUCGUCCUGCUGAAGGAGGUGCAGAAUAUCGCGGGCGUCGUCAAGUGCUUCGAGUUCUACGAGCGCGCUGACAGCUUCAUCCUGAUUCUGGAGCGGCCCGACAACUGCAUCGACCUGUUCGACUACAUCUCGGACCGGGGCGCGCUGGACGAGCACGUGGCACGCAGCUUUUUCAAGCAAGUGGUGCGGACUGUGAUGGAGUGCCACGCGGCCGGGGUGGUGCACCGCGACAUCAAGGACGAGAACAUCCUGGUGGACCAGCGCACGGGCGAGCUGAGACUCAUCGACUUCGGCUCGGGCGCCCGCCUUAAGGACGGACUAUACACGGACUUCGAUGGUACGCGCGUCUACUCUCCGCCCGAAUGGGUGCAGCAUCGCAGCUACCACGGCGAGCCAGCCACCACCUGGUCGCUGGGCAUCCUGCUCUACGACAUGGUGUGUGGCAACAUACCGUUUGAGGAGGACCACCAGAUCAUCCGCGCCGAGCCGGCCUUCCGCGGCAGCCAGUCGCCGGAGGUGCGCGACCUGGUGCGCCGCUGCCUCUCGAUCCGGCCUGAGGACCGGUUGAGCCUGCAGGAGGUGAUGCGCCACCCGUGGAUGGAGGCCAGCCUGCCCGCCUCGCCGCCCACCAACAUUCCGGUGCGCCGCACGUCUGGCUCCCUCAGCUUCUCCGACAAGUCGAGCUCCAGCCAGGAGAGCGUUUGACGACCGGUGGCCGGUAGCUGGUGAUUUAGGCUCAGUGGCGGCCCGGUCCGCUGGACGGUGGCGCCUGGCGCUCGGCCCUGGCGCCUGGCGCCUCUCAUUGUACAUACCAUCGGAGCCAGAUCUGAGCGGCGCCGGGCGCGGCCGGCAGGUGCCACACAGUUUUAUUAUUAUGUUCCUAGUACGCUGCGGCGCGGCUGGUCUGACGGAGACGGCCGCCGGCCUCCUGCGCGGCUCACCGGAUACAGCGGAUGGAUGCGCGUGCCCGUGUAUAUUUAUUAUUAUAUAUUAUUGGAAGUUGUAGAGCGGGUGUGGUGCGCGUGCGUACGUGUUCAACUACGGAGUACUGUACUGUACAUAUCAGGCCGCCGGGAGACCUGCACUCGACUGUGGGAGGCGCAAGACGCGCGCCCGCGUGCGAGCAGAUUCCUAAACCAGUGCCAUGACACCAUGCAGGAAAACGUCACACUAACGUCUCGGAAGACCUCGCACAUUCGUCGGGGAUUGCGAAGCUCGUUCUAGCAAACCAAAGAUGUUCCAAAGUCAUCGCACCGGGGGAAUCGACUGGUCGCGGUGGCCGGUAGCUCUAGUCGAACGUUGCUGCUGAACCAUCAGUCCUGUCUGAACGCUGCCCUUCUCGGUCUUGUCUUGUGUGCUGACCCGCAUUGGGCGGGACCGUCGGUGUUGCCUUGUCUCACGUUUUAGCUCGGAACUGGCACUCAGUCAUGUCUGCGACCUUCUCUCUAAGGGCAUCAUCCAUUGUUGACCCGCGUAGUGGGUUUAGUAGCCGCGGCCGACGCCGUAUGUUGUGUUGUGUGUACAUACCCAGCAGCAAACAGAAGACGGUAUUUUUAUAUGAUAACGCGAUGGUAAAUACAAGUGUCAAAGUA
Pollicipes pollicipes is the source of this 1965-nucleotide messenger RNA. RefSeq names its product serine/threonine-protein kinase pim-3. The record is from RefSeq and is a predicted model, not a curated record. The transcript is spliced from 4 exons. Gene Ontology annotation, molecular function: ATP binding; protein serine/threonine kinase activity. The coding region runs from base 95 to 1078 and encodes 327 amino acids. Lineage: Eukaryota; Metazoa; Arthropoda; Thecostraca; Pollicipedomorpha; Pollicipedidae. Gene Ontology annotation, cellular component: cytoplasm. Gene Ontology annotation, biological process: negative regulation of apoptotic process; protein autophosphorylation.